Molecule: messenger RNA, 7892 nt
Organism: Suricata suricatta (meerkat)
Lineage: Eukaryota; Metazoa; Chordata; Mammalia; Carnivora; Herpestidae
Gene: GRAMD1B
Product: GRAM domain containing 1B
Exons: 22
Coding region: 1-2832 (943 amino acids)
Biological process (GO): intracellular sterol transport
Cellular component (GO): endoplasmic reticulum membrane; endoplasmic reticulum-plasma membrane contact site; plasma membrane
Molecular function (GO): sterol binding; sterol transfer activity
Source: RefSeq, a predicted model, not a curated record
AUGCCGGCGGCCAACAUGCUGGAGAGCCGGCAUCCGCCCGCCCUGCAGGUGCCCGAGCCUCAGGGCGCGCCCGAGGGCAGCCCGCUCUGGUCCAGCUCGUCGACCCCCACGCUCCGCCGCCGGCGCUUCAAGAUGCGCCGCAUGAAGAACGUGCGGGAGCAGAGCUUGGAGGCCGGGCUGGCCCGGGACCUGCCCGGCGUCUUGGCCCCCGGCAAGGAGUUCCUGCAGCUGCCGUCCAUCGAGAUCACGCCCUCCAGCGACGAGGACACCCCGUGGUCCAACUGCUCCACACCCAGCGCUUCCCCGCGCCGAAAGCGCUUUCUCCUCCGCAAGUGGCUCAGGGUGAGGGAGCGGAAGGAGUGCAGCGAAAGCAGCAGCCAGCAGAGUAGCCAGCAGAGCAGCCACGACGAUGAUUCCAGCAGGUUCCUGAGUCCUCGAGCACGGGAGGAAAGCAGGGGGAGCCCUGGGAGACCCGCACUCGCCUCCUGGGAAGAAGCACCAGGCAAGGGGAGACGCCCCCUGACUCAACCUGAUGCCAAGCAGAGAUCAUGGAGCCGGCUGAUAUGGCGACAGCAAAGCACUGCCAGUAACUCAAACCGCAGCACGCCGGCCUGCUCCCCCAUCCUCCGGAAACGGUCUCGCUCGCCAACCCCGCAGAGCCCGGACGGAGACACCAUGGUGGAGAAGGGCUCAGACCACUCCUCGGACAAGUCCCCGUCCACGCCAGAACAGGGCGUCCAGCGCAGCUGCUCCUCGCAGUCCGGCCGGAGUGGCGGCAAAAAUUCCAAGAAAAGCCAGAGUUGGUAUAAUGUAUUAAGCCCAACGUACAAGCAGAGAAAUGAAGACUUCAGAAAGCUCUUUAAGCAACUUCCGGACACGGAGCGCCUCAUUGUUGAUUACUCAUGUGCACUCCAAAGAGACAUUCUCCUUCAGGGCCGACUCUACCUCUCUGAAAAUUGGAUCUGCUUCUACAGCAACAUCUUCCGCUGGGAAACUCUGCUGACCGUCCGUUUGAAAGACAUCUGCUCCAUGACUAAAGAAAAAACAGCCCGCCUCAUUCCCAAUGCCAUCCAAGUUUGCACUGACUCAGAAAAGCACUUUUUCACUUCAUUUGGGGCCCGGGAUAGGACGUAUAUGAUGAUGUUUCGUCUCUGGCAGAAUGCGCUCCUUGAGAAGCCCCUGUGUCCCAAGGAGCUCUGGCACUUCGUUCACCAGUGCUAUGGGAAUGAAUUGGGCCUUACCAGUGAUGAUGAGGACUACGUGCCCCCUGAUGACGACUUCAACACUAUGGGCUACUGUGAGGAGAUCCCCGUGGAAGAGAAUGAAGUGAAUGACAGCUCGUCCAAAAGCAGUAUCGAGACCAAGCCAGAUGCCAGUCCUCAGCUUCCCAAGAAAUCCAUCACCAACAGCACAUUGACAUCCACAGGAAGCAGUGAAGCCCCCGUCUCGUUUGAUGGCUUGCCCCUGGAAGAGGAGGUGCUGGACGGUGACGGGUCCUUGGAGAAGGAGCUUGCCAUCGACAACAUCAUCGGGGAGAAGAUGGAGAUCAUCGCUCCUGUGACCUCCCCUUCGCUGGACUUCAAUGACAACGAGGACAUUCCCACCGAGCUCAGUGACUCUUCUGACACCCACGAUGAAGGGGAGGUCCAGGCCUUCUACGAGGACCUGAGUGGCCGGCAGUACGUGAAUGAAGUCUUCAACUUCAGCGUGGACAAGCUCUAUGACCUGCUGUUCACCGACUCGCCCUUCCAGCGGGACUUCAUGGAGCAGCGACGGUUCUCCGAUAUCAUCUUCCAUCCGUGGAAGAAGGAAGAGAACGGCAACCAGAGCCGAGUGAUUCUCUACACCAUCACCCUCACCAACCCCCUGGCUCCUAAGACCGCCACUGUCAGGGAGACGCAGACCAUGUACAAGGCGAGCCAGGAGAGUGAAUGCUACGUGAUCGACGCUGAGGUCCUCACGCACGACGUGCCCUACCACGACUACUUCUACACCAUCAACCGCUACACGCUCACCCGCGUCGCUCGGAACAAGAGUCGGCUCAGGGUCUCCACAGAGCUGCGCUAUCGAAAACAGCCAUGGGGGUUGGUGAAGACCUUCAUCGAGAAGAACUUCUGGAGUGGGCUGGAGGACUACUUUCGCCACCUGGAGAGCGAGCUGACCAAAACGGAGAGCACCUACCUGGCCGAGAUGCACAGACAGUCCCCCAAAGAGAAGGCCUGCAAGCCCUCGACAGUGCGGAGGAGGAAGCGGCCCCAUGCCCACCUGCGUGUGCCUCACCUGGAAGAGGUGAUGAGCCCAGUCACCACACCCACUGAUGAAGACGUGAGCCACAGGAUCAAACACGUGGCAGGUUCCACGCAGACACGGCAUGUCCCCGAGGACACCCCUAACGGCCUCCACCUGCAGAGCGUGUCCAAGCUGCUGCUGGUUAUCAGCUGUGUUCUGGUGCUGCUGGUCAUCCUUAACAUGAUGCUCUUCUACAAACUCUGGAUGUUGGAAUACACCACCCAGACCCUCACUGCCUGGCAGGGUCUGAGGCUCCAAGAAAGGGGUCUGGGAGCACAGGAGAGUCCACUGAGCAUAACUCCAGCUGCCAGGGUACCCCUUCUUCUACCCCACAGGUUACCCCAGUCUCAGACAGAAUGGGCCCAGCUCUUGGAAUCCCAACAAAAGUACCACGAUACUGAGCUCCAAAAAUGGAGGGAGAUCAUCAAAUCCUCAGUGAUGCUUCUUGACCAGAUGAAGGACUCUCUCAUCAAUCUUCAGAACGGCAUCAGGUCCCGUGACUACACAUCAGAAAGUGAGGAGAAGAGGAGCCGCUAUCACUGACCAGGCAGGAGCAGGGGUGGCUGCAAGAGGCCUGUGCAAUACGUGUACAUAGACCAUAUAAAUAUAUAUAUAAAUAUAUAUAUAUACAGAAUAUAAAUAUAUAUAUAUUAUAUACAGAUUUUAAAAAGAGAUAAUGCCUAUGUACCAGGGAGAAGGAGCGGGACAGCCUCCUGUGCUGGCCAGCGGAGGGGCCGAGGAGGGCAGGGACCACCUCUCCGCACGACCUCCCCUGAUCCUCCUCCUCCCCAUCCCUCCCCCCAUCCCCAACCCUUUCCCUCGCUGGCCAUUCUUGGCUCUGAGAAGGGAAAUGUUGUUGAGCCAAAGUUAUGCCUGUGAAGACCCUGGGGUCUCGAAGUCUCAAGGGGGCAUUGCUUAAGGUGCUUCAUUCCCCAAUCCUCUUUUGAUUUGUUCCCAAAAUAAAAGAGAAUCUUUUCUUCCCUACCCCGCGCUUCCCCAGGUGCUCUCUUGUGAAUAGGAAGCAUCCAAGGCUGGAGCCCAAUCUAAACUCUGCCACCUGAGGCCACGCCCCCUUUCUACGGACACCACGCCCCCAGCGGGUGGAGGGUUGGAGGGCUGGGAAGGCUGCACCUGCGUGAUUGGGCUUUGUAGCUGAAGGCUCCUCUGGGGAUCUGUGUUCUAAAGGGUAUUCUUCUCCAUCACCCCUGCACCUUCCCCUAACCUGUGUAGGGUGUGGUUCCAAUAAGGGCUGGGAAUUUCUUACCUUCCCACCCCCCUUCUCUCUGGUCUUCUCCCAGGCUGGAUCUGGGUGAAGUGUCACUUUUUAGUGCCUAAAGCCCUACUUUUUCUCUGUGCCCUAAGAGCACACAUUGUUUAUUAGCCAGGAUGGAGCAUUUUUGAUCUUGUUAAACCCCUUUUUAAGUGGUUAUAAGCAAGGCAGGCCUGUGGCUCUAAUUCUUUCACUUUGAGCUGUCCGUUUGAUUUCCGGGAUGAAUCGGGGUGCCCUUGGGAUGUCCAGGGUUUGGGAGAGUGAGCUCCCUCACAUUGUACCGAUUGUGGGUUCACAAGGAAUGCUGUCUAAGUAAUGAGCACCAACAUGUAGGUGCUCACUUGGCUGCCAGUAUUGUUUAAGGGAAGAGCCAACUUUAGUCAAGGGAGACACCGGAGAUAUUCUGCACAAGGAAGGACACCUAGGCUUUUGGAAGGAAUGCCUUUGGUAAAAAGGUGCAUGUAUUUGUGCAGGAAAAGGCCUGAUUGAGUCUCUGCCCUGUGAAGGCCAUUCCAGAUCCUGUUUCUCAGACUUAUGAGUGUUCUGGUCAAGGGGGCAAAGCCCUCUCUGGUCUCUGGCCCCAGGGAGGUGUGAGAUCACUAAGGAGGAGAAAGAUCUUUGGUUAGGAAACUGAGUCAUCCGGGACCAUUUUGGAGUUGGUUUACUAGACUUGCAUUUAUCUGACCUCUGUCUGACCCCAUCAGGCCCUUCUAGGCAUGAUGACCAUUUUUUAUUCACUAACUGAUGUUCUAACAUAUAAUGACCAGAGGGAUCCUGCCAGCCCCAGGCAGAGCUCACAGCCCUUGUCAGGAAAGGACUGUACCAGCUGGGCAAGGAAGGUUCUUCCAGAUUGCUCAUUAUUCUCGUGGGCCUCUUGAUGCAAGGGGCAGAAGGAAAGAAGGGUUUCUCACUGAUGUGGCCCCAAAGAAGGGAAAGUUGUGUUCUUCUCUUGGAAUGGCCGGAGCAUCCCACUUUCACAAUUAAAGACAACUUUUUAUCUCAGAAUAUAGCCUUAUGGCCCUAAGGGCAGGAGGAGAAGACAAAAAGAUACAUGCCCCAGAGGAGUAGGCUGAGAAACCUCCACAGAACCAGCUAGAAUUGAUAUCUCUCCUCUAGAAAAGGAGACGUGAGGGAUGGAGUUGAACGUAAUCCUUGGGAAGGGUGCAUGGGCCCACAGGUCCGUGGGUCACCACUCAUUCUUGUCCAGAACUUUGAAUGGGAGACACCCUGGUGAGGGUCAGGGCACAUGGGCUCCAGGCCAAAGAAGGAGGAACAGUGCAGGCUGCUAGAAGUGUUCCUGUUACAGGGGCCAGAAGCCAGAAUUCAUCUCAGAAACUUUUGAAAGCAAACAUGGUAAAUUCUCUAAUUUAUUCCAUAAAUAUUUAUUUAAAUUUAUUCAGUUGUUGAAGGUCCCAUGGUGGGACCUUUGGGGUGACUUACGAAGGGUCCUCUGCUGGGAGUGAAGUAAUACAGCUGGGCCUGGCUACACAGAGUUGGGAUGUUCAGCUUCUGCUUUACCUCUUCAGCCACUCCCGGGAGGCGGAGGGGAGAGGGAGGCAUUUAGUAUGGUCCGAGGAAUUGUCAUGAUUUCUGAGAGUGUGAGCCCAGGAGACAAUGUCUCCACCCAGGCAGCGUCUCUCAGCCUGCCUCGUUCCUAGGACCAUGGAUCUCUGGCGGGCUCUCUCUGAUCUGAUAAUCUUUUAAACUUUCAAACCGGGAGAAAGCCCAACACCUCUGUUCACUCCCAAACAAAAGCUUUCCCCUUGUAUUCACUAGCCUGUCAAAGAGAAGGGAUGUGUCUUACCCUCGCAGAGGAGUCUGGGAGUGACUGAUACAUAACGUUGCGACUCAAAGCCAGUAGCUUUGCUUGUAGCUGUCUACCUGGGAGCAUCAAAACUACCACCCUUUAUGUUAUUUCUUCCAGCCAGUGUUUGUUUUUUUGUUCCCGGGAGAACUCUGGUCACAUAGGAGUCUUUCUGUGAGGAUUCCUGUGGUAACAGUUGAGAGCUUACACUCAAAGAUUUUGCAGUUUCUAACCAGUGGAAAAUAGCGACAGGGUCUGUGCUUCCACUACAGGAAGGAAUUAAGAUUGGUCUCCGAGAACCCGCUCAGGUCUGCAAGUCCUCUCUCCUUCAUCCACUUCCUGGGGACCAGGGCAGCGAGACCAGCACCUUGAAGCUGUCUGCAAGGGCACUGGGCUAAGUCCGGAGACCUGGGCAUGAGUCCUCUUGGACAAGUCCCUUUCCCUCUCUGAACAUCAGCAUCCUCAUUUGUAACAGGAAGGGAGGUAGGCUAGACUGUCUCAAAGAUAGGUUCUAGCUGGGCAUUGUCCUCGAGGCUGGGUCAGAGACCGGCAAGGCAGGGCUGUCAAAUGUGGAAUGUGCUCUGUGAGAAGAGAGCCAGCAUUCUGGGCUAGAACUUCCCUGGAGUUUAGAGGAGUUGUAGGACAGCAUCAGGAUUCCCAAGAAAUCCAGGGUAGUUAAACUUUCUUCCUUAUGGGCUGGCAGGACUAGGGAGGCUUAGCAAGGUAGCGAGGCGAAGAUCAGGUUUGUCGUAUUUCCCAGUAUUAACCUAGGAGGGUGUUUCCUCCUUCGUUGGCUUAGUCUUAGUUUGGGAAGGGACUCUGUCUAAGCUAGGAGAAGGAGAAUGGCAAGAAGGGCACCAUCUUGGUUGAGCUCAUCUUUCAUCUCUAGGCUGUGAAGCCUUGCAUCUGUCCAUCCUUCCUCCUCCUUGCUAGAAGAAACUGUGGAGAGAAGCCAUUCUGGCCCUAGCACUUCUCUUUUGGCUCAGUCCAGACCUUUCUGGGGUUCAGAUUAAUUGUGAAGCUUUGGAUAAAAUCCUUGGGUUGCCUUAGGGCACUGACCCUAAGAGUCUGGAAUUUCGGGAAGGGUUCCGGGGAUCAAGAAACCUCAGAGAGGAAUGCUUUGCUGGAAAUGGCUUCUCUGUGUCCCUGUCCCUGACCCAAGCUUGGGCCAUGUCUAAAUCAUUUGUGGGCAGCAUUUCUAGGGUGAAAUCCUAUAGAAAGAACCAGGGGAAGAAUCUUUCUGGACUAUCUGUGGGCCCAGAAGGAUGCUUUCUGUGCCAUACUGUGCUCUGUAGGGCAGCCAAAGUCAGCCCUUCCUCCCUAGGGCCCCCAGGCGCCAGGGCUGUGGUCUCCCUUCUCACACCCCUAGACCCCACCUCCCCACUCCAGUAGGAAACUUGAGAACCUGACUUCCUGACUCUCUCCUCCCCCACCCCUUGUCUCUAGGCUGUGGGACAAUUAUCCCAUUCACCACUUGACAUCCUUGACCCUCAUCCCCUAGCCUCCAGCAGGCUGGCCCCACUCCCUCCACCUCUGUUUUCUUCCAGAAGAUACGUUUUUGGGUCCAAGUGGAGCGUUUCUCUGGAAGGUCAUCUUUUAAUGCCCCUGCUUCCCUGAUGUGGAGCAGGGAUUUGCACAAGGUGUAGAGAGCUCCCUCCCCACCUCUCUGCCCAGCCUUGUUACCUCACUCCUGCUCCAGCCAUGGCUGCGAUAGGCCCAGCCAGCUCCCUGUCUUGGUGUUCUGUAUGACAGCUCAGGGGUCUUGGGCAUUGUUUUCUGUUGUGACUUGAAGUCCUCAGCAGGCCUAGGAGCCUGAAUUGGAGCCUUGGCUGCUGGCGAGAAGCACCUUGCCUCCCAAGAGGAGCUGAUGCCAGACGAUCUACCGGACAUGUGAAAGCGUAUGAAGAAUAUUGUCAUCUCUGCCUCUUGGCCCCCUUGGCUUCUCUCAACACAGUGAGACGCUGCAGAAGCAAAAGGGCGGCCUCUGCUCCAGGCAAGACUGCUGCUGUCUAGGGAGUUGGCCCUGGGCUUGGAUGCCACGUGUGGAGAUUGCAUAACAAAAGCAGCCAUAUUUGCCAACAGUAGUGUGUGGCUCCCCACAUUUCCCUACCCUGCACUCUAGGGCCAGACCACUCUCUGCAUGGACCAGAUCAUCUUCCCAAACCCAUGGUGCUUUUCCCCCCACUCAGCCUAGACUUCAAGGUGGGGAGGAUGGGUCAGAGGCCAUCACUAUGGCCCCUGGAUAAUCCUGACAAGGGGUGGAGUCGGGUGAGGCAGAGGGAACAGCCCCCAACAUCUGCACUGGGCCAUAUAUGGGAAAGAACCCAGGUUGAUUGCAGUCGAGUUGUCUGGCCAUCUGUAUUUGGAUCUAUAACUGUACUUUGCCUGGCGCUGUGCGCAAGGUAUGAAAACUUAACUGCUAUUACCUAGAAACCAUACACGGCUUCCCAGCCAAAUCUUAAUGUAAAGUAGCUAGAGCCAUGGAAGUACAGUAUGAAUUAAAAGAAAAAAGUACUGAACUACAAAUAA